UCAGAUUCAAACCGACAAGCUGUCUUUGGUAAUUACACUGGUAAUGGACGAUUUGGAAGUUAUCACUGUGCAGGUUCGAGCAGAAACUAAUGCAGGCUUGGGACCAUAUGAAGAAAAGAUGGUUACUGUAUAUCCUGGAGCCCCUGAAGUACCCGCUGAAACUUCCGACAAUCCACUAACAAGAAAGUCGGAUAUAAGAGUAGAUGACUCUAAAGAAAUGUUAGCUGUUGAACUUCCGAAAUCGUUUUUAUGUAACAAUACAAAUGGCAAAGCAGUACAAUGGGGAGUGAUUGUUGCAGAGGAAAGUAAAGCAACAGAUCCGUCAUUUAUUGGAAGUAUUGGGGAGUAUUGGAAAAGGAAAGACACGUUGUACAAGAAAUGGUCCGAUAUCAAAGAUGAGGAUGUAAUACCACCAUAUGUUACCACUGGUCCGACAUGGAAACCAAUCUGUGGUCUAGAAACGCACCGGCUCCGACGGGCAGAAGUAGAGAAAGGCAAGACGCUGACCUAUAUAGUCGGUAACGAAGAUUGUUCAAACAGCAACGGGUACUGCAACGGACCUCUGAAGCCGGGUCGCUCGUACAGGGUGAAGUCGUAUGCCUGUACCACGACUGGAUGCACAGAGACACUGUAUUCAUUUCCUAUGCAAACAGCACCAGACCGCACAGGCGCAAUAGUCGGAGGAUUCCUUGCAGCUUUGUUUGCAAUUGCUAUAUUAGCUGUCGUCAUAUAUGCCAGGCGCAAGCAAAAACUAUGUUUCAAACGCAGGGCUUUUAAACCCAACAAAAUGGCAGAGGACAUGGAGUUCGAUGCUAUUGGAAAUCCAACAUCCGAAUACGUGUUUGGACCUGGGCUUGUGAAGCUGUCAGAUUUCCUAUUACAUGUAGAGAAAAUGCAUAGAGACAUCAACCUUCUAUUUAAUAAGGCUUACAAGAUGUUGGUCGAGAGAAGUCCCUGCUAUCCCGCUUCCGUAGCCGAAUCAGAUGGCUGCAUGCCCAAGAACCGAUAUAUAAAUAUACUGCCAUAUGACCGUUCACGUGUAAAACUGAAACCUCUAGACGAAAAAGAAGGCUCGGACUAUAUCAAUGCAAACUACAUUCCGGGGUACACACUCCGUAGAGAAUACAUAGCUACUCAAGGACCUUUGUCGGUUACGAUCGACGACUUUUGGCGCAUGAUAUGGGAAGAGAAUGUGGACACAAUUGUAAUGUUGACUCAACUUAUGGAGCAGGAUAGGGUGAAGUGUGACAUGUAUUGGCCAGCGUCGAAGACACCAGUCGCUUAUGGAACACUGUUGGUAUCCGUCCACUCAGAGGAAAAACUCGAACAGUACAUGUUGCGGAUUUUCGAAGUCAAGCAUAACGAAGAGCGUCGGCUUGUUAACCACUUCCAAUACCUGGAGUGGCCUGAUAUGGGAUGCCCGGAAGAUCCACAAAUGCUGCUAGACUUUGUUGCGGACGUCAGAGAGUGCACUAACAAGCCGGGAGGCAAAAGCCCCAUCGUUGUGCACUGCAGUGCUGGUGUUGGAAGAACCGGGACAUUUAUCGCGGUGGACCAUCUUCUGCAGCAUAUUCGUGAUCAUGACGAGAUAGAUAUCUUCCAAGUGGUGCUAGAAAUGCGCGAACAUAGAUGUCAAAUGGUUCAAACAGAAGACCAGUUCGUCUACAUUCACGAUGUCUUGAAAGAAUUCAUUAUCAAUGAUGAUGAGGAUGACGAGGAAGUGGAUGAUGAACAUUGUUAUCAGAAUGAAAACUUUGCCACGGGCGAAAGCGACGAGGAAGGCGGCCAGGAGGACUAAACUAUGCAUUUUUCACUUACUUAAUGCAAAGACUGUUAGAUUGUUCCAAAUUUAGUGAGAUCAAUAUUUCCAGUUUGUAGCUGGCGUUUGUGUUGGUUUGAAAUGAUAUUUAUCCAGUGUAUAAAGAAUGCUUUUUCGGAUGGUUUCAGAAAAGCAAAUAGAAUUCCAUGUCAAACAUAUAUUUGCGUUUAAAUUGGCAUGUUUUGGAUAUUGCUUACGAAUUCCAAUUUGCAAACUGCAUAGCUUUUGUUAGAUUUUCACGAACUUAAGUAUGCUAUUUCAUAUGAUUGCCUUUGCGCGGUAUAUAUUUGAAAAAUUGUGGAUUUAAUAUUAAUCUAAGUUUAAGACAUGGUAACCGCAUCUGGACUCUUUCCGAGAAAUCUCGUUUUUCGCGCUAGAUAUCAAGCAUCGUGUGACAGUUAAAGGCAGUUUUGUAAAUUUGAAUUGCAACCUUACUUAAAAAUGUCAGUAUAAAUAAGUUUAGAUUUGAUCUUUGUAGAUUAAGGGUUUCAUCCCAUUAACUAAAAGUCGAAUCAGGCAGAUGGCAUAAACCUGAAGCCAUACCUUUUCAAGAUAGAACAUAUCAACAUUGCAAUGUUCUUGAGAAUAAAUAUCAUUUUUAUUACAAUUUUCUUUAUAUGAUGAUAUUUGGAAAUUGUAUAUGAAUAAAUAUUACCGGAACAGACCAAACAUGAUAACAUUUAUAGAAUUAAUGCAAUCGGAUAAUACAAGUACCAACAGAAGCUUAGCUAUGUAUGUACAUAAAGCAUUUAGUCGAAGUAACCUGUAUAAAUAUUAGUAUGCUUAAUUGUAUAGAUAAUUUAUUACUCAAACUUGACCUCUCGCUCUCUUGUAGAUUCGUCUUUGUUGUUCUGAUGUUAUCAUUAUAGCAUGAAUUGUUAUAUAGUUUCUAAAUGUUGUUAUAAAAAAAAUUCUUGUCCUAGACCUUUCCGUGUAUUGACAAUUGAUUUAACAACUUAUGAAAUUCAAUACUGAUCAUAUAUCAUGCCUAUAUAUAUAUUACUAUGUUUUGAUCAUGUAUCCUCGUGGAGUGUAUGUAUAUUGUAUAUAUUGAAUAAACCUACAUCUAUUU
Messenger RNA from Dreissena polymorpha, 2891 nucleotides. RefSeq names its product tyrosine-protein phosphatase 10D-like. Gene Ontology annotation, biological process: protein dephosphorylation. The transcript is spliced from 17 exons. Lineage: Eukaryota; Metazoa; Mollusca; Bivalvia; Myida; Dreissenidae. The coding region runs from base 44 to 1798 and encodes 584 amino acids. The record is from RefSeq and is a predicted model, not a curated record. Gene Ontology annotation, molecular function: protein tyrosine phosphatase activity.